AGAGAGAGAGAGAGAGAGAGAGAGAGAGAGGGAACGAAGAGAGGCAAGGCGGGAAGUGGAGCAAAGAUCAUUCUUGGAGGACCAUGCCCAAGCUGAACAUUGUUGUUGUGACCAAGGACGGCGAACGUAGUGUGCAUGAUGAGGUGCAAGUGACCAACAAGCUGCCAUUGCAUGAGCUUAAGGAGAGGACGCUGAAAAAGGUCGGCUUCAAGGGCACCAAGCGCAUGGCCAAGUACGGUCUCUUCGGCCUCUCCUCGCCCGACGCACCCAUUGAGCAUGCCUCCUUGCUGGACAUGACCAAGACGACCAAGGACCUCGGCAUUGCUGCUGGCGACUCUCUGCUUGUUGCCUGGAUUGGCGCAAGUGGUACGGCGGGUCCGGUCAAGGCGGUGAAGGCUGCUGCCGGUCCGUCGGUGACGGCUGUGGGAGACUCGUCCAAGGCUGAUAGUGAGGCUUCUCCUGAUCCUGAAGCCGUAGCCGGGGCCGAGGGUGUGGCUCUGGCUGAGGGUGAGGGUGAGGGUGAGGGUGUGGCCGAAGCUGUCGGUGUGGCCGAGGCCAAGACCGCUGCCGACGCCGCUGCCGACGCCGCUGCCGACACCGCCGACGCUACCGCCACCGCCGACGACACGCCCAAGAAGGGCAAGAAGAGCAAGAAGGGCAAGAAGGGCAAGAACGACAAGAAGGGGUCCAAGACGCCCAAGAAGGACAAGGCCGCGCCCGCACCCGAACCUGCAUCUGAGGCUGAGACCGAGCCCUCGACCGCUGCCGACGCCGCUGCCGACGACACGCCCAAGAAGGGCAAGAAGAGCAAGAAGGGCAAGAAGGGCAAGAACGACAAAAAGGGGUCCAAGACACCCAAGAAGGACAAGGCCGCGCCCGCACCCGAACCUGCAUCUGAGGCUGAGACCGAGCCCUCGACCGCUGCCGACGCCGCUGCCGACACCGCCGACGCUACCGACGACACGCCCAAGAAGGGCAAGAAGGGCAAGAAGGGCAAGAAGGGCAAGAAGGGCAAGAACGACAAGAACAACAAGAACGGCAAGAAGGGGUCCAAGACGCCCAAGAAAGACAAAAAGGGGAAGAAAACGCCCAAGAAGGACAAGGCCAAGGCCGGCGCCAUCGACCCGAACGCCGCAGAGGACAUCUCGCAGCUCAUUGCAACCGGCGGCGAGGACGAGGCGCCUGCCGACGCUCCCGAGCCCGCGGCCGAGAAGCCAAAGGCCGCGGUCAAGGUGACCAAAGGCGGCGUGACUCGCAAGAAGAAAGAGUACAAGAAGCGCAGUGACGAGUCGUUUACCGCCAAGCGCCGCGCCGAGAAGGAGAAGGUUGCGGCGGAAGCCGCGGCGAGCAGCGCCAAUGAGGAGAGCGGCAAGAAGGGCAAGAAGGGUAAGAAGGGUAAGAAGGCCGCCGCUGCCAUUGAUGCUGCAGCCGCACCCCUGACCCGCGAGGAGGAGGAGAUCCUCGAGGGACUGAGCGAGGCAGAGCUCGCGGAGCUCGCGCUCGAGCUCUCGGGCCAGAAGCCGGCGCUCAAGCCGUCGGUGGUCAAGCAGGUCGAGGCGAUGCCCAAGGCCAAGAUCGACCGCGACAAGCUGCGCGAAGCCCUCAUUGUUGAAGCCCUCGAGUCCACGAUUGGCAACGACUACGUCGUGUACAAGGGCCGCGACAAGGAUCUCAAAGACUGGGACGCCGUCGAGCGUAAGAAGGCCGCCGCCGCCGCCAAGAAGAAGUCGCGGCCGCGGACAAAGUCCGAGGUCGAGGUUGAGGACGCACUGGCGGCGCUCUCCGAGAGCGACCUCGCUGCGCUUGCGGACGACCUCGAUUUUAUGUAGACGGCGGUAAACGAGGCCCGUUUCCUUC
Thecamonas trahens ATCC 50062 is the source of this 1857-nucleotide messenger RNA. RefSeq lists its product as uncharacterized. Bases 84 to 1829 code for a protein of 581 amino acids. Gene Ontology annotation, molecular function: tropomyosin binding. The record is from RefSeq and is a predicted model, not a curated record. The transcript has 2 exons. Gene Ontology annotation, biological process: pointed-end actin filament capping. NCBI's taxonomy places the organism in Eukaryota, Apusomonadida, Apusomonadidae.